Messenger RNA from Sardina pilchardus (European sardine), 2708 nucleotides. It is a transcript of the gene mpp4b, whose product is annotated as MAGUK p55 scaffold protein 4b. The record is from RefSeq and is a predicted model, not a curated record. Lineage: Eukaryota; Metazoa; Chordata; Actinopteri; Clupeiformes; Clupeidae. Bases 1 to 1896 code for a protein of 631 amino acids. Gene Ontology annotation, molecular function: protein binding. The transcript is spliced from 21 exons. Gene Ontology annotation, cellular component: adherens junction; plasma membrane.
AUGAGGCCAGCUCUGGAGACCAAACCUCCCACCUCCCCUGUCCUGGGUGAAAAUGGUUUGACACAAAUCCUGGCCCUGGUGGUGGAGGAGGUCAGGGACUCCAUCAGCAGAGACAUCAAUGGAGCUGACCUGCUCUUCAGCCUCCUCAAUGCCCCCUGGCUGCAGUCUCUACUCAAGGUGUAUGAGUGUUUACAGCAGUACCUGCGGUCGGCUCCCAGGCCCUACCUCCCCUUUGCCUCGAAUCUCUCUCUGCAGGUGUUGGGUGACCUGUCACCUAUGGUGGGUCCAUCUCCGGAAGCCAGAGAACUGUACGACCUACUGAGGAAGCCUCACAUUCAGGCCUUGCUUCUGGCCCAUGACUUGGUGGCGCAGAAAGACUUCGACCCUAUACUGCCCCCUCUGCCUGAAGACCUGCCAGAUGACGAGGAGGCCAUGAGGAUUGUCUGUCUGGUCAAAAACAACCAGCCCCUGGGAGCUACAAUAAGGCGAGAUGAGGCGACGGGAGAAAUAUUCGUGGCAAGGGUCAUCCACGGAGGACUGGCUGACCGCAGCGGCCUAUUACAUGCAGGAGACCGACUUGUGGAAGUGAAUGGUCACCCUGUCUUUGGUCUCGAACCUGAACAAAUCAUAAACAUACUGGCCUGUUCCCACGGCACCAUCAUGUUUAAAGUGGUUCCCAUCACUAACCGACCCAUCAACAACCAGACCAUGCUGUACAUGCGAGCCAUGGCAGACUACAGUCCCAACCAGGACCCCUCCAUCCCCUGCGUGGAUGCAGGCAUGGCCUUCUGCAAGGGAGACGUGCUGGAGAUCGUGGACCAGACGGACGCCCUCUGGUGGCAGGCCAAGAAAAUGCCCAGCACCUCGCUCUGUGCCGGCCUCGUCCCCUCCACCAGCCUGCUUAAGAGGAAGCAGAAAGAGUCCUGGUGGUCACAACCAUUCCAAGUUCAAGCUGGUCUCAAAACCUUGAGCACAGUUGAUGAAGAGGAAGACUUGAUGGCCAUCGAUGACAAAUGCGUAGAGACAGAUGAGGAAGCGUUUGAAUCUGAAGAACUCAAGGACGAUGACAGUGAUUUCAGCACCAAUGUCGCAGGAGUUUACUUGGCGGGUUUCCGGAAGAGCAUGCGUCUGUGCCGACGGCGCAAGGCCCAGGCCAGUGGCUACGGCCAGACCUGCACCCCUCGCUGCCCCAGCAGCUGCCUCAUGGCCCUGGAGAACCCGUACGAGGAGGUGGUGCGCCACCAGCGCCACCCAGGGGACGCCCACCGCCUCAUCGCCCUCAUAGGUCCCUCUGGCGUUGGCGUGAAUGAGCUCCGCAGGAGGCUCAUUGAGAUUGACCCAAAGACCUACCAGGGUGCAGUGCCACACACCACAAGGCCUAGAAAGAGCUAUGAGGAGUCUGGGAGAGAGUAUCACUUCAUCAGCAGAGAACUAUUUGAGAACAUGGUUUUCAAUAACAGGUUCAUUGAAUACGGGGAACACAGAGGUUACCUCUAUGGCACCAGCAUAGAUGCUGCCAAGCAAGUACUGCACAAUGGGAAAGUCUGCGUCAUUGACAUCGAACCCCAUGGCAUUCAAGCGGUGCGGACACAUGAGCUGAAAGCCUACAUCAUCUUUAUCAAACCCCCUUCAGCUGACAGCAUGAAGCUCACAAGGAAGAACUCCGAGAUCAUCACCAACUAUUACAUCAACCGGUCUUUCAAAGAUGAAGACCUCCAGGAGAUAGAGGAGACCGGCCGGAAGAUGGAGUCUCACUUCUAUCAGUUUUUUGAUCACAUGAUCGUGAAUGAUGGCUUGCAAGAGUCAUGUGUCCAGCUGCUCACGGCCGUCAGGAAGGCACAGGACGAACCGCAGUGGAUCCCCGCAUCCUGGAUACGACCCACUAACCAGGCCUGAGAAGAGCCAGAUGAGAGAUUGAAGGAGGAGAGGAGAGGAGAGGAGAGGAAGAGAAGAGGCAAGAGGAGAGAGGAUGAAGAGGGAGUCGAAGAUGAAAAAUGAAGAGAAGUGAAAAUAUGAAGGAAAGGAGAAAGUGUGAACAGUGUAGGGGGGAAUAUUGAGGAGAAGAUGACCAGUACUUUUCAAAGAAAAGGCAAGAUGGGACUGUUGACAUGAUGGCAAACACAAGUCUUCAUUGAGCGAUGGAAAGACAACAAAAGUAGCCUAUGCCUUUUGGGACAUUACCAUCUAAAGUGUCCAUUUUUUAUCCAAAAAUGUUUUUAUUUAUAUACACCAAAAAUGUUAUGAAAGCCAACCAAAUUUAUUCAGAAAAUGUUUCAAUGGCAUGGCCUUUGCCCAUGAAUUUCUCAAGUAGCGCUCGGCAGUUAAACAUCUGACUCAGACGGCAGUGUUUUAGAUUUAGUCAUGCCCUGUCCUUGGUUGCUUAUAACACUAGGCUACUCAAUACAUGCAUAGAGUAGCCUAUCCUGUCAAAAGUUAUUCUGUUCAGGGCCAUAGAGUCUGUGGCUUGGUGGAGUCAUGCGGAGAGACACUGUGCACUAAUUUGUAAACUCACAUUUUUUUUUUACAUGUCACUUCACAUGAUCAAUUCUUAUUACUCUUUGUAGUAAAAGUAAAACUAUGCAUGUUGUGUUCUAUUUUGAGUGAGCAAAUUUGUAUUUCUUAAAUUCCAGGGGGAAAUUUAUCUUGCUGAUUUCUAAAUUGUGAUUUGCUGUUUUAAAUUUGUUUUUUAUUUUUCUAUAGAUAUUGAG